Gallus gallus (chicken) is the source of this 4614-nucleotide messenger RNA. It is a transcript of the gene ALKAL2, whose product is annotated as family with sequence similarity 150 member B. The coding region runs from base 187 to 645 and encodes 152 amino acids. The record is from RefSeq and is a predicted model, not a curated record. Gene Ontology annotation, molecular function: receptor tyrosine kinase binding; receptor signaling protein tyrosine kinase activator activity. The transcript has 6 exons. NCBI's taxonomy places the organism in Eukaryota, Metazoa, Chordata, Aves, Galliformes, Phasianidae. Gene Ontology annotation, biological process: positive regulation of ERK5 cascade; positive regulation of ERK1 and ERK2 cascade.
GGCGAUGGAGUAAGGUGUUGGAUGCGGAGGGAGCAGAGGGCCGGGAGGGGGGCGGCGAGCCGCCGGCAACCAGGACUCCCCUCCGCUGCCCGAGGGCACGCAGCUCGCCUCGGCGCGGACACGCAGUGAAACAGGGAAGCUCCCGUUCCGUUCCGCCGGCGCGCUCAGCCCGCAGGACAGCCGGCGAUGAGCGGACUGAGGUCUCCUGGGCUGCUGGGGCUGGUGCUCUUGGUGCUCUCGGCAGGAUACUGCAAAGAGAAAACCGACGCCGCGGAUCUGAAGGACAGGCAAAGUCUCUUAAAUCUCAUCAUGGAGAUCAUUCAGGAAUUGAAGAGGUACCGCCUGGAGAAGGACAGUGGGGUGCAGUACUUCUCCAAGCACGACUACAGCUUGGAUCGGAGGGAAGUGGCUGACUACGGAGGAUACCAGGAUGAGCAGAGAGUUGAAAUAGUUCCCAGAGAUCUGAGGAUGAAAGACAAGUUUUUAAAGCACUUAACAGGUCCACUCUACUUCAGCCCAAAAUGUAGUAAACACUUUCAUCGGCUUUACCACAAUACAAGGGACUGCACCAUCCCAGCCUACUAUAAAAGAUGUGCCAGGCUUCUUACUCGGUUGGCAGUAAGCCCGAUGUGCAUGGAGGGAUAAGGUAUAACCAACAACUAUUACAUUGUCUGCAGUGAAAAUUAAUGAGCAUCAGGAACAAGACUCCUGAAGCAUUCACCUGAAGUUCUCAAUGAAGAACUUGUAUAUUUGUGGCAAAAGACAAGGAUCAGUCUGAAAAUCCAGCCUCCCUGGCAGCAUUUGUCACAAUCACUUUGGCUUCAGUCACAUUUUACUACAUUUGUUUGAAAACCACAAGGUGCUACUAUUGGCACUCUCCCAUUUCCAUGACCAGGUGUUUGCUAGAGACCAAUGGUGAUCUCAUGAUGCAUUCUUAACACCUCCUGGUACCAUAAGGACUGCAGACUGCAAUUGAAUGUAUGAUUACAUAUUUCUGUUCUAAGUGCUUACACACAACUGCUUAUAUAUUAACUUCUUCUAAAGUUUCUACAGUUGCUUCUAAUGAACAAGAUAAAACUAGUUAAAUAGUUUUUAAGUACUAAAUACAAGACUGAAGGGUGAGAAAGAGAACUGUAAUACAAAAAGUACAUUAAAAAUCUACUGGUUAUUUAUUUCCCAGAAAAGCAGAUACAACUAGCAAUAUUUUAAAUAAAAGCAAUAAAGACAAUGUUUCUUGCUUAAUACUGUACAUUACAGGGCAAGAAUAAAUAUAUAUAUACAUAAGAAGGUCAAAGAUUCUUUAUAAAAAUCCAAGUAAGCUAAAGCAUACUGAUAACUAAAAAUUUCUUUGUAAAUUAAAAAAUAAAACUGUGUAAACUUCUUAAGAUGUGUUAACUGUACUCGUAUGUUAAGAAAGCUGAAAGUACAAGAGAAAUUUGGAAACUUUAAAUACAUAAGGAGAAAACAAAUAACAUACUGGACAUCCCAAUCCUGUACACCAUAUUGUAUAAGCAUUACUUCAAACAAUCUUUAAGCAGAAAUAGUGGGUUCUUACUUAUGUUUUGCUUCAAGUCUUUUCUAACUGGGGAACAGCAGUCUUUAAUUGCUUUCUUACAGUUUCUUAUUCAGACUAAGACCAAGUACACUAAAGAAACAUCACAGACACUUUCAUUUCUUAAAGGAAGUGAAGUUGGAAUUCAGAUGUGAGUUUUGCAUAUUAUCCAGUGAAAACAAACACUUUUUGUUCUAGAAAGUAUAUGUUGAUCUGUCAUAUACAACUUCUCAUGACAUAUUAUAUCACCUCUGCUGGGUGGCAGGAAAUAAUUCCCAAAGAAACUAAUUUAAGACUUUAUCAGAACCACUUCUUUGAAAUAAGUAGGUGGCCUGCAUAACUGGUUACCACUGUGGUAUCAUUCAACUUUAUUACUAGGCAAUUUUGAAUUUUAUUUACUAGGGGAUUUCUGUGGCUAGCACCAGACGUAACACCAACAGCUUUAUCUUUGCUGUAUGGAUACCCUCAUGCUCCCACUAGAGCCACCUUCCACCUGGGCAAUGAUUGAUGGGGAAGGAAAAGGAAUUUCAGAUAGUAGCAAAUAUUUCAGAUAUUCAAAUAUCAGAUAUUCAGGAAUUUCAGAUAUUAGCAAAAGGAAAUUCUGCUACAGAGCCCUGUUGGUGCAAUGUUUUACAAUUUAUACUGAUACUUAAAAUAUUAACUUCCUCUCUUGGAUUGUUCUUUCUCAGAAUUUAACAUCAUGCACAGAUAAUGAAUAGAACCAAAUGAGGAAAGCAGUAGUGUGCCUUUACAGUAUGUUUAUUAUUGUUAUUAUUUGCAUUAGCAAAGGAAAACAAAAAGUAAGAGUUAAAGAAAAUGGAGCUGUGUGCCUAUGGCAGUCAAGUAGCAUUCAGGAUCUCCAUUAACAUUACUACUUGACUAUCCUAAAUUCCAGUCUAAUUUUUCUAGACUGAUGCAUGUAACACAGAUUAUAAGAAAUUUAAAGAAGUACAGCAACAGACUGAUUAGGGAUAAAACUCUGAGAAUACUACAGAUAGAGAAAUUUAGUGAAAUUUACCUGAGCACUGAGAAUCUAAGACCCACUGACUUUGAUCAGGUAUCUGUACGAGAGCAGGUAUGGUUCAAGUAAGUUCAAUCAGUUCUAGUUUAUCCAGCCUUGGUAAGCUGCAUAUUCCCGUUAGUAAUGAACAAACUAUUUAUUAAAUUCUGUGUUUAACUUGUCGGUUGUGUCACACUCUAAUCAGACUAAAAGCACAUUGAUUUGUUUUCAGACAUCACUUUUCACUUUAAAUAGAGCACAGUAUGGACACACAUAUGGAAAACAGAUCAAAACGCACGACAAAAUUUACAUCACUUUCCCCACCAAGGCAGGACAUAAAAUAAAUAUUUGUUCUAUCUACAAAGCCAGAAGAAAACUAAAUUAUAUUAAUCUUGUCUGUAACAUUAUUACAUUUCCUAAUAGUUUCAGAAACAUUGCAGAAUUAAAUAUACGCUUAAGUAAUACUAACGAGUAUUUCUGUAUGCAUCAAUAGCUUGAUUUUCAAUGGGUUACGUCAAGUCUGACUUUGCAUUCAAAUGAUACCAUUACAAACUACACUUAAGCAGUAGAAAAUGUAGAGAAACUCAAAAUAUCAGAGUUCACAUUGAUCGUGACAGAGAUAGGUAUGUUCAGAUACAAAAUAUGAAAAUCACAACUAUGAAAAGCGGCAUGAGCAGAACUCUAGUAGAGGAUCCACUCCUGAUUUGUUCUUAUUUUCCACAUCUGACAUCCGUAAGGCAUAUUUAUACCUUUUUUCCUUAGCUAGGGCAUUUUCCUUCAAUAAGGGCAUUAACAGGUGGUCUUAGAAACACAUGAAGUUGGGUAGACACUACUUGCAGCAUUUUAUGGUCACAUCACUAGAAAAUACAGUUGUGGAAAAUGUGAACAUAGAAGUUACUGGAGAUAGAUUUCUGGAUAUGUACACAGUGGUGGCCAUAUUACAUUUUCUCAGCUGGCUUAAAGGACUGGAGAGAGGGGCUGUGGUAGCCUUCACUGCACAACUUUUGAAUUAACAUUACUACACUACACAAUACAUGUACAUACAUACUGUAGAAAUCUAUAAUUUUGAAACAGCUAUAGAAAUGGAUGUAAUUUCAUUCCAAGAAUCUGUUCUGGGAAAAGUUAUUAAAACUGGCAGAAAAUUGACCUGUUGUAGCUUCUACUCAGUCUGUGUUGCCUCACUAUUUGAAGAUUCCAGGAGCAAUAGCUAUAUGACUGAAUCUCAACAAAUUACUUGAUUUGUUUCUUGUUUAUAAGUCCAAAUUUCUUCACUAACAGGCCCAAUGAAACAUCACAUCCUUCCUAAAUCCUUCCAACCUUACCGUGAUGAUUACUAAACAUUGUACCAACAGCUUCCUGAUAGCAAGGCAUUAUGACGCACUGGAACAGGUUGCCCAAGGAGGUUGUGGAUGCCCCAUCCCUGGAGGCAUUCAGGGCCAGGCUGGAUGUGGCUCUGGGCAGCCUGGUCUGGUGGUUGGCGACCCUGCACAUAGCAGGGGGGUUGAAACUAGAUGACCAUUGUGGUCCUUUUCAACCCAGGCUAUUUAUUCUAUGAUUCUAUUGAUGCUAUCCUUGUUUAUUCACUUUUUGUCCUUACUGCUGCAGAUGUAGAUAUAGGCUAAACUUACCUGCAAGCAUAUUAUCAACUGGUAGAACUGUAGUAUUCCAAUCUCUUCUGCCUACCUGAAAUGAACCAGCACAAAAACAAGAAUGAUUUCUGGAACUCAGACUUGAGUAACAAAACAAAACACUUAAUUUAGUAGAGCUACACUCACUGUUAGAUCUUCGUGAAGAUUUAUUACUGAAUUCUCCAGAAUUAUUUACUUACUAUUUUAGUUAUGCUAACAGCAUUCUUAAACACUUUUAUCUAAGUAUAAAAAUUAUGACAGGCAAUUUUUUUCUUUUUUCUUUUUAUCCACCAGGUACUGUUACCAUUAAAAGAAACAUCAAGAACCAAGAGAAGUGCCUUGGAAACCAACAGGGAAAUAGAACUUAUUACCUUUAUAACAUAUUCCAUUGUGAACAAGAGAUUUAUUUUUGCAGAUUGACAGACUACUUCCCA